Messenger RNA from Fusarium pseudograminearum CS3096, 678 nucleotides. RefSeq lists its product as uncharacterized. Bases 1 to 678 code for a protein of 225 amino acids. The record is from RefSeq and is a predicted model, not a curated record. NCBI's taxonomy places the organism in Eukaryota, Fungi, Ascomycota, Sordariomycetes, Hypocreales, Nectriaceae. The transcript has 2 exons.
AUGGUCAGCUUGGGCUUUCUUUAUGUCCUGGCGGUUGCUGUUACAGCGCUCGCCGCCCCGUCAUCGGCUUCCAACUCUCUCGUCUCGUCUCUUGAUGCACGAGCUCCAAAGGCCUGUACGAAUCCAGCAAACUUACUACAAAAUCCCAGUUUUGAGUCCAGCAAGAUAAGCCCAUGGAUCUAUCAUCCCUACUACCCGAAAGUCACCACCCAGAAGAUUGUGGAUGGAGGCUACAAGAGCAACCAUGCGCUACAGGUUACCGGUAAUGCCAAGCUGCAGAACGACCAGGCGUUCAGCCAAAUGAAGCAAAACUUCACGACCUGCAAGGUUGGCCGCUACCAGCUUUCAUGGUCCAUGUACCUUGCCAAAAACGCAGCACAAGGCAUUGAUUAUCGCGCUCCAGGGAUGAACAUUUGGGUUACAUGCCCAGGCGGUGCUGCCCAAGUUGCUUACUUUACCUUCCGACCCAAUGUGCUCGAGAGUUAUGUCUCAAACCCCAGGAAGAGCAGCAAACAGAAGGUCGACCAGUGGGUGAACACCGUAGUGGACUUGGGUACCCUCCAGGCGGGAAAUUGCACCUUGGAUGUGAACUGGAAUGUAAAUGGCCCUGUCAAAGGUGAUCCGGUUUCAACAUUGACUCUCAAACUUGACAACUUUGUCAUCAAGGCUCUGAGUUAG